AUGCGAAUGGCAGUGACAACGGCAGCUUCGACAUCUUCCGAUAUCUCUGGGCUAGCCGAUCAACUUGUGCAGAAAGAGAUCGACUACAAUGAACUUCAAGCACUUUUCACCAAGUACAAGCUAAAGCAAAAGGUGAAAUAUGACAAGCUUCGGGAUGAGGUGCUGGCUUACAUCAAGAAGACCGCAACAUCGUCGGACAAAGAGAAUAAUGCUUUGUUGAUGAUACGGGUAUCCGAAACAGAAGCAAAACUGGAAGAAGCCGAACGGAGGAAUGAAGCGUUGAAUAGGGAAUUACAACGACGACAAACACAAAUAAACGAUCAAACUAUUUUGCUUAAGAACCUCGAAGAUCAGGUGAGAGCAAGAAGACCGAUGACAGAAAUGGAAAGAAGCGAAAGACGUAGAAUGAACGAAUUGGUGGAUAUGGAAAGUGUUCAUGCACAAAUGACAUAUAAGGAUGAACGAAUCAUCGAGCUGAACAAUGUGAUUCUCGACAAGGAACGACAAAUUUUGGAUUUACAAGAACUGGUCCGAGAACACGACGAAGUGGCGAGCAGCAAGAAACAGGCGAUGAGAUUGGUGCAGAAGAGAUUCGAGGAGCUCGACUCAAAAACUCAUCGAACGAUCGGAACGGAAACGGAUUUUUCUUUGUUAAAUGGUUCUCCCUCGCAUGCACGAUCAAGACACGAAGGAGCUUCAACCUCAUUUUCGAGAGCAAUUCGGGGAACGAGUCCUGGACGAGCUGUGAGAGGCCAUCAACAAUCGCAUGGUACCUCAUCACCUCCACCGCUUGACCCAAGCGAAGACACCCUUGAUGAUGAAGAUCAACCCGGAACAAGCAAUUUGGUUCGCCGUUUGAUGGAAGAGAAACGAAAGAAGAAAUUACGUGUCACCUUCGAUUUGCCUGCAUCGGGAAGCCUUGAAUCCAUACUUCAUCCACCGUCCGAGAAACGCAAAGAAGAGGAGAAAAUUGAAGCCAUUGAAAAAGCCGUUGAUCCGGUGAAUCACGAGGAAAGACAACGAGAAAUCGACGAGUUCGCUUCUGCUGUUCAAGCACUGACUACCGAGAACGAACGCUUGAGGGGUGUGGUCGAUGAACAGAGCACUGAAUUGGUCGAAUUGAGAGCGAACGCUUCUGAGGCUGACAACGAGGCAUCACGAGUGCAAAAAGAGAACAAGAGCGCGACGGCAAAAGCCCGAGUCGUGGCCCAGGCACGGAUCAAGGAUUUGGAGGACAAGAUGGCCGAAUUGAACAAGUCUUUGUCAACACAAAUUGAAUCUCUGCAAAUGGAGAACGAGACGCUUCGAAGCACGCGUGAGUGGGAGAUUGAAGAAAACGCAAAAAUGAGACAACGAUUGGCGAAAACGCUAGAGAAAAACAACAAGCUGCAUGGCGAAGUGGAGGCGAGUUUGGUCACAAAUUGUGAACUCGAGACGAGGAUGCUUGCUGAACAAGAGGUGAUGCAACGAAUGAUGGAAGAUCUCGAAGACGCCGAGAGAAUCAUCGUUCAACAAGAUGAUGACAAAGCACAAAUGGCUGAGGAUAUGGAAUUGAUGAGAGGGGCAAUCAUCGCUCAAGAACAAUUCAUUGAGGUGCUCGAAGCGGAUAUCGUUAUUUAUGAAGAGCACAUUGGCAUUCUUAGGGAAUCGCUUGGAGCAAGCAAGGUGGACCAUCGUGAUCUCAUUCGAUCGAAAGCAUUCGAGGCGAAAUUACGAGCGCUGGAAGAGGAAAAGCAAGAGAUCGCUCGCACAAGACACGCU
Mesorhabditis belari is the source of this 1761-nucleotide messenger RNA. NCBI's taxonomy places the organism in Eukaryota, Metazoa, Nematoda, Chromadorea, Rhabditida, Rhabditidae. The record is from the annotation of a GenBank genome assembly.